UGGAUAUAAAACCCGUCUGACUGAAAAAGAAACCAUUAAUCACCUUCGUUUCGAAAGAAAACGGAAAUGUACGGAUUUUUAAUUUGUUUGAGUUUGAUUUUCACUGAAAGUGUAAUCUUUGGUCUGCCAACUUCUCGUAUUCUCUCGGUACAGGCAGAGACAGGAAGUCUUUUGCAAAAACAACUGCUUCCCAGAUUACAUAACCCUAACGAAACAACUCCGGAAUUUCUACAUAAAAGAAUUGUCGACAAGAAAGAUGUUGCCACUGUAGUGACAAAGUUCUGCAAAUUCUGUCAGCAGCCUUCAUAUGAAAAAUCACAAGACUGCACAUACUACUGCAUGCCUUCAACAAGAGGAAAGAAAAAAGUUAUUCAAUUGAAGCAAACUGAGAAAGACAAUCCAAAUGGUGGUGGCGAACAAAAAGUCAUCACUGUCCUUGGAGAUACUAUAUGUGCAUUUUGCAAGCAGUUUCCAGAGCAUGAGUUAACAGACCUUUGUCAAAAAAAGAUAUGUUCCAAGUCUUCAUUACCAUCACUGUCAACUUUACAAGCCUUAACAAAACAGAACUAAUUCUAAAAGCCAUUCAGAUUGAACUAUAUAAAGCACAAUUAAAUAGUUAUGAUUUAUUGUUUAUUUGUAAUAAAUGUUUCAUUUAAUAAAUUAAUUUUUCGUUUAAAAUCAAAAACAUGAAAACUUACGACUUUUCAACUCUGUAUACCACAAUUCCCCACGAUAAAUUUAAGUCCAGGCUUAUUGACAUUAUUGACAGCUGCUUUUAAAAUAAAAACGGAAUUCGUAAAUUUACUUACCUGUCAUUGGUCAUUUGCAAAAUUACUUUGUUAGAAAAAAAUCUUAUUGUACACACAAGUACUCUGAAGUUGAUAUUAAAAAGAUGCUUGAGUUUCUGAUUGACAAUAUCUAUGUGGUUUAUGGAGACCAGGUUUUUCAACAAUAUGUUCGAAUUCCCAUGGGUACCAAUUGCGCCCUGUUGUUAGCAGACCUAUUUUUGUAUUCUUAUAAAGCAGAAUUUAUUCAAAAUCUUUUAUAUGAGAAAAAGAAAUCUCUUGCUGUGUUACGACGACGUAUUAUCAAUUAACAAUAGUUAUUUUCAUUCAUAUGUUGACACGAUAUAUCUC
Saccostrea echinata is the source of this 1136-nucleotide messenger RNA. RefSeq lists its product as uncharacterized. The record is from RefSeq and is a predicted model, not a curated record. NCBI's taxonomy places the organism in Eukaryota, Metazoa, Mollusca, Bivalvia, Ostreida, Ostreidae. The coding region runs from base 67 to 570 and encodes 167 amino acids. The transcript has 3 exons.